Myiozetetes cayanensis is the source of this 17799-nucleotide messenger RNA. RefSeq names its product synapse differentiation inducing 1 (gene SYNDIG1). Bases 324 to 1100 code for a protein of 258 amino acids. NCBI's taxonomy places the organism in Eukaryota, Metazoa, Chordata, Aves, Passeriformes, Tyrannidae. Gene Ontology annotation, cellular component: excitatory synapse; postsynaptic density membrane; synaptic vesicle membrane. The transcript has 4 exons. The record is from RefSeq and is a predicted model, not a curated record. Gene Ontology annotation, biological process: positive regulation of synapse assembly; synaptic vesicle clustering.
AGCGCACAGCACAGCCAGGCGCUGCAGGCGGCGCAGCCCCGCCGGUCGAUCGCCCUUUCCCGGUUCCGGUCCCGCACCCGGCCCCGCUCCCCCGCCGCCCCCGCCGCCGCAGCCCCCAGCCAGGAUGCCGGCGGGCAGCGCGUCCGGGCUAUGAGCGCUGCCAGCCCGGAGCUUCGCCACCCCUCCGGCAGCCCACAGCAGGAGCACCGCGCUGCGGGUCACCUUGCAGGGAGGAAAAUGGGAGCCACCGCCCCAGUGUGAACUGUCUCUAAGGUACAACAAAAUAAAGGCCACCUGUCCCACUGCCUCAGAUACCUCCUAGUAUGGAUGGCUUGGUUGAUCAGAAAAGUGUCCUAAUGCACAAUAAGAUGACUGAAGCUGGUAAAAGGAAUGGUUUAAUUAAUACAAGGAACUUAAUGGCAGAGAGUGGAGAUGGUCUGGUCUCUGUGUACCCAACCCCACAGAAACGGAAUCACCUAGCAGGAAGCCUGUCCUCUCCAAGCUACCUGGAGAAGGGCAGGAAUGACCCUGUGCAUCAGCUCCUGGACCCCAACAUGCUGCAGCAGACAGUGGAGUCUCACUACCGGCCCAACAUCAUCCUUUACUCUGAGAAUGUGCUGCGCUCAUGGGGCGAGAGCAUUGGCUCGGAGUGCUGUGAAACUACCUUCAUCGAGGACCACUCUCCCACCAAAGACAGCCUGGAGUACCCAGACAGCAAGUUCAUCGAUCUGUCAGCAGAUGACAUCAAGAUUCACACCCUCUCCUAUGAUGUUGAGGAAGAGGAGGAUUUCCAGGAGCUAGAGAGUGAUUACUCAAGUGACACCGAAAGUGAAGACAAUUUCCUGAUGAUGCCACCAAGAGAUCAUCUUGGCCUCACUGUGUUCUCCAUGCUCUGCUGCUUCUGGCCACUGGGAAUUGCUGCCUUUUAUCUGUCUCAUGAGACAAACAAAGCAGUAGCCAAGGGGGACUUCCACCAUGCAAGUUCCAGCUCCCGGCGAGCACUCUUCCUGGCUGUCCUGUCCAUCACAAUUGGAACUGGCAUUUACGUUGGGGUGGCCGUGGCUCUUAUUGCCUAUCUGUCCAAAAACAAUCAUUUAUGAGCCUCAGGAAAGGGGAGAGAACCAGCCACCCGGCACCUGAACUGCAGAAAUCCCCAGCAGAUCAGACUGCAUUAUGUUCCAAAAAGGUCAAGAGGCAAACCACCUUCUGGGGGCAGGUACAAGAUGAGACGGGCUUGUGCGUUACUGUAGGGUGGGAAGCUGUCUGGGCUUGGCCUAGUUCCACCAUUUGUGAUGCACAAGUCUUGCUUCUCUUCAUGAACCCCUGUACAAGAAAGAAGGAAAGAAUGAAAGAGUAAAAGAGAGAAAAAGAAAGAAAAAUAAAGAAAGAAAAAAAUAAAAAAUAAAAGGAAGGAAGCUGGGGGAGGUGUGGAGAGGGGUGUUUUGCCUUUGCCUUCUUUGCAAUACAGCAUUUGCAAGCAGCUGGCAAACUGAGCUGUUCUCUUAAUACCUUCUUGGUGACCUGAACUUUGCAGCCACCAUGAGCUUGUCCUUUGCUUGUUAAGCACGGCACUGAGAUGUGGGAAAGCAUGGACAGUGGCUGGUUCUAUGAAAGAGCAUUAUAACAACAGGAGGAAGACUAUGGCUUUUUCUGUGUUUUGAAUGCAGGACUCCUUUGCCUAUGAAUGAAGCAAACACCUCAGCAUAGAGUGGUAUUUGGGGGGUAGGUUUCCAUGGGAGGAGAAAAGGAAAUAAAAAUUAUAUUUCUUUCCUUCUGUUCUUUAUGGAUUAAGGUGUGACCCACAGGUCCACUCAGUAAAGAACUGGUGACGUUACUGCAUGAUUUGGCUCCACAGACUGAGUGCAAGGUUGAAGAACAUGAGAUCUGUUGUAAAAUUAAUUCCUCCAUCGAGUCACAUUGUGAUAGCAGCAUUUUCCUGUGGCAUAUUGCUCAUUUGGGUUUCUCUGCCUUACUGUGGAGACCUGCACAGCAGUCAGUGCAAGAAACUUGGGGGAAAAAAUGUAAACUGAAGUACUAAUAAAUUUUUUAAUUAAAAAUCAUACUAAAGUGUGGAAAUUAACCAGAAGAAGGAAUGCUUCAUAUACUUCCAAGGUCCUACUCAUACACAGAGCAGUGUAGGAGACCAUUCAGAGUUCACAGCUCGUCUGUGGACCAGGGACACUGCAUAGCCAUGUCCAGGACAAACCUGUCCUUCGAUAAAGCAGAGCAGUGGUACACUGUAGGGGCGCUGUCUUUACUUCACUGACUGAAAUGAUAUAUUUAUUUUCUUGUUUACUCCCUCCCCACAAUCAACUUUUAUUUUGUCUCACAGAAGUACCGUUUUAUCCCACCGAGGGUGUAUCAGCAUAGAUACGUAUGUAGCUACAUAGGAGGAAAACCGAUCAAAUCAGUAACCACUUUAUUACUCCCUGUGUUUCACAGACAUAAUUUCUUUACCCAUGAAUUUCAUCAAAGACCUUUUCCUGCAAGUCAGUAUUGUGUGUCAUCUUUGCUCUGGGACAGGUUUUUUUCUCCUGUUUUGGGGUUGGUAUUAUUUUGGUUUUAAUUUGACCUACUUAAGUGGGAGGAGAACAAACACAUCCAAACAUAUUUUUCUGGUAGUUUAUUAAAACACAUGGAAUACAGCUACUGUUGCUCUGAGUGACACUUACUUUGGGUGGAUGUGAAGCAUUAGACAAGAGUGUACCAGUAACCCAAGCUCAGCUAGGUGGAGAGGUACUCUGUUCCUCUGAGUACCAACCUGAAAGGACGUUGUAGUCAGGUGGGUAUCAGUCUCUUUUCCCAGGCAACCAACAAUAGGACAAGAGGACACAGUCUUAAGCUGCACCCAGGGGAGGUUAAGGUUAGACAUUAGGAAGAAGUUCUUCACAGAAAGAGUGAUUGGGCAGUGGAAUAGGCUGGCCAGAGAGGUGGUGGAGUCACUGUUCCUGGAGGUGUUCAAGAAAAGACUGGUUGUGACACUUAGUGCCAUGGUCUAGUUGACAAGGAGGUGUUAGGUCAUAGGUUGGACCUAAUGAUCUCAGAGGUCUUUUCCAACCUAGAUGAUUCUGUGAUUCUGUACCAAUAUGGACCAACUCAUACUGUACCUGGACCCAAAAACCUGUUGCAGAACUGACAGUUCUUUUGCAUUGAAUUCAAAGAACCGUGAAAUUAUUUGAGUUGGAAGGGAUCUUAAAGAUCAUUUAGUUCCAAUCUCUUGCCAUGGGCAUGGAUGCCACCCUCACUGGGUGGCAAAUUGUUCGGCUUCAAGGCUAAGCCUGGAGAGUGGCAAUGUACUCCUAGUCAUCUUCAUACGUCUUCAGCCACUGCUAAAGCUGAGGUCCCAGCAGAUGCAGUUUUUGGCUGCAUCGCCCUAUUAAGGUGAAGUCAGUUCUCUGGCUUGUCCCCUUCAAUCUUGUUUUUAGCAAGUGCCAUGGAAAAAUCCUCCCUUUGAAGCAAGGGAGUAGUGAGAGGGCAAGUUAGAGUCCCCACUCCAUAUUUGCUCCAGUGGGCAAUGAGAGAAAACCUUGUCUGAGGCCAGGAAUGCCCUUACCCAACAAGCAGGAAAGGACUGAAAAUAGUAAUUAUUUAUUUCACUUAAAUGAAGAGUUUACCAUCUGGGUACUUUCCUAUUAAUUUUCCAUCUGAAAUAAGCACAAAGACUGGAGGGGAAAUGUAGAGCAGCAGCAGCAUGAGGCACAUCACCCUCAGCUGCACUCCUAGCAGUACUGUUAUGACUGUCUCAUAAUUUGGGCAAGGGAACACAUUUUGAUUAGAACUUGGCUUUCACCAUGGGUUCCUGUGCUUUGUCCUUGGCACACAGGUCAGCACAAAAAGACCCCACACAGCCAAGGAAGUGGACUGCCAUGUGUGACAUGCUCUUCCCUUAUGCAUGUGUAUUAUGCAUGAUCUAUGGGAAAUUCAGUCUUUCUCUCAAAGGCUGAACUUUGCAGCACAUGAAUUAAAAAACCUCAGAUUAUUCAUUUAAAAGGAAAGGAGCUAAUAUUUCCUAGCCUUAAUCUGCUUUUAACCUGGAGUUCAAAAAAAAUUAGCAAAUACAGAUACAGGCUCAGAAAUAUUAAAAAUGUCAUUUUGAAACAAAUCUUGUGGUUGAAGAGUCUGCCUUAUAAUUUUUGAUGAUGAUGGUGCAGUCUGAAUAUUGACCUGAGAGGUAAAAGCCAACUCUGGAGCUAGAAGAAACUCUCCCAGAUGGGCAGCCUUAAAAAUACUGUAGAGGUCCUUGCAUCCAGCCUUAAAAAUAGCAUCCCAAACUGGGAACUGACAGCUUCCAUGUCUCCAGGAACCUCCAACAGGCAGUAAACAGGAACAGCACUGUGUGGAAGAUCUACAUAGCAAAAGCGCUCCUGAAAGCAUCACCAGGCUGAAAGUCGAUGCCUUGUGCUGCACAUGCUGGAGCAACCCACUGGGUGAAAGGGAGCUGGCACUUGGCAUGGCAAUCCAGGGGGCUGAAGAAAGCUAAAGGGGGCUUGCAUCCUGGGAAGAUGGACCUGGGCCUUAUGGCAUUGGGGAUGAAGUUCCCAUGGAUAGCUUUUGUGCCUUAGUAUAUGUCCAGUUUGCUGAUUAUCUGCAGCACGGUUAUUUACUGAGGACUGUGAGUCAGUGAGGAGUUGAAGAGCGACCUGUGUCUUGCUAAGAUAAGUGAUGUUGGCAUGGCCUGCUGCAGCAUCUCUGCUGGCAGAACAGAUACAAUCCUCCGAAAAUCCAAAUGCUCUAAGUCUAUGGCAUGAAGACUAGAAAGUGCCAGUGAUGACAGUGGUACAUCUGAGCUUCUGCUGAGCAAGUACUUCUAGAAGCUGGGUGCAACAGGUCUGCUUCUCAGUGUCAGGAAGGUUCUGAUGAAGAAAGGAGUAAUUUGAAGGAGAUACUGCAGAGGAAGUAUUUGACGUGAUGUUAGCUCAGGCUUUGGAAUUGCCAAAUGCAAUGUGAUAUGGCUGAAACAAAGGAACAGCCUUUGAACAGGGGUAGUUGCUCUCACUGAGGCGGCAGCAGUGUACUCCAUGUGGCAUUUCUCGCAUGGUCCUUGCAGAGGAGCAAGAAGGACCACAUGCAAAGAAUCACAUGCAAUUAGCUCAUGCUGUCUCACAUCUUAUAAGAAGAUGCAUUUGCCUUGAGGAUUUUCUUCCUGCAGGAGUAUCUUCUGCUCAGUCUACAGUGAGCUAUGAGGAGCUGAUACAGCCUUUCAGCUGCUGCCUUUUUAAACGUUGGUUCUCAAAACACUGUUCAUAUCACCUCAACGCACCGAACCUAGGAGGCAGCUAUAAACGGUCACCUAUCUGAGACACUGAAGCACCCUGUUGCAGAGACAGGCUUUGGCAUCCAUCUUUCCUUUACCUGAGCACCUGAAACAAAUUUUCUUGUACCUUUGUGGUGUGUUCUGGGCCAGCAGUCUCAGGUCAGCACACUGUGGGACCAUUGCAGCAGAGAUAGGAUUUGAUCCUCACAGAGCUGGAGGAGCAGGGCAGGCGACCUUGCAAAGAAUGUGCAUAUUCACACACACAUAAGGAACAUCAAAUAUUUUCGGGGUUGCCUGUGUAUUGGGCCUCUCUGAAGAGAGAGAGGCUUAGCCCAAUUUUGGGUGUGCUUUAUGUCUCACUGUCUUCAGAGAUGCCCCUGGAAAAUGACAGCUGUGGACAUAAAUUUUGCUACUACAUACCAGUGUUUCUUUCUGCAUCAACUUGGGAGAUGUGUAAGGUCCUGUCCAGGUAGAAAGAGCAGAGAGAAACAUGAUAAGGGCUCUCAAAAGAUAUGCAAGAACAAGAGGAACAGCAAGAACCAAAGGUAAAAGUGGUACCUUGGGCUGUCUAUGACUUUGAUGUUUAUGAAAACCAUAGGCUGGCAAAUUAAGGAAACAGCUUUUUAAACACACAUAGGGAGAUUCCUAGACUUUCUCAACAGCAGAAGGGAGGACAGUCUAUGUGUAAAUGAAAUCAAAAGUCAAGGUUUUUUAAGCUCUAAGACUUGGUAGAGAUGUAAGAUUUGUGUCUUCUUAUUCACAGAGAACAGUUGUGUGACCCACUGCAGCUGAAACUACGCCAUCAGCUUUGAUUUCUGAGUACCAGCUCCAAAACACCACAGGCUAUGGGCUGACAAACAGUCCAAUGGUUCAGACAUAUGAAAAAAAAUAUCUGUCACAUUAUCUUUCCAUAUAUUCUCUGUGUCAGAGCAGGUCCCACCUAUAAAUUGGGCAUGAUAAAUUUGGCAUGAACUUCCUAUUGUGCACUCAGGCAAAUUUUGCAGAAAGACCAGUAUAUGUAUCUGCCUUGUCCAGAUGAUGUUUUUAUUUCUGAGUGAUGCCACAAUAUACAAAUCUGUAUGAACUGGGAAAUCAUUCAGAUAGAGGAAUAUCUUCAUAACUUGUUAUAACAAUUAGUCCUGUUGUUUAGAGGCGCACCAUUCAAGAUUGCUGGAGCCCCUGGUGGUCUAGUGGUAAAGGCGCGGCGCUAUCACCGCCGAGACCCGGGUUCGAUUCCCGGUCAGGGCCACUCCCGGGCAGGUGGAGCUCGUUAGCCUUAAAGGCAACCCACCUACGUCCUAAGGACCUCGCUGCCGCUGUCCAAGUUCGCUUGGCCCCGGCAGAUGAACCUUAGGAUUAAAGGGUGGGCUCAGUUCCGCGCACACUGUGUCUCACCUAAAAAAAUCCAGUGCGUAGGCUGGAAGGUGUAAAGACCUUCCCCGGAUCUUUGCUCGCGAAGACUGGCCAUUAUUAUUAUUUAUUAUUCAAGAUUGCUAUGAAAUUGUUGAGCUAAGAAAGCACUCAAACACAGCAUAGACAAACAUUAUUCUUUGUUGGCAGCUUCUUGCUGAUAGUUAUUCUCUGUUUGAAAUCCCUCCUUUCAGAAGGGAAGGGUUGUGAGACCAGGGAGGAGAGACAGGGAUCCUACCUCUGCUGUGAAUAGGAAGAAAUAAGGAGGAAGUAUAGACAGGUAGAUAUAGACCUUUGAAAUCUUACUUCUCUGUAGAGAGACACCAAGAGAAUUGCUCUGAGUGCUUUCCUUUUUCAAAACAGUUUUUUGAAACUGAGUUAACACACCUGCCAUUCAGUUCAGUUUGAACUUGCCCCUAAAGUUACCUGUUAUUCAGAAGCCAUUGCUCCUUCUGUGCUCUCUCUCUGCUUAAUGGCAACUUUAUUUCAAAUAAACAUAAUUUUUUAGGUAGCAGAGUCCUCUACCCUUCUGUGUUUGGAUACAGGGAGAUCCUGUUUAGUUUACAAUAGAGCUCUGUUAUCCCAGAAGGAGGAGAGAAACCAAUCUCCCAUAAACUACAUUUUUGUAGUAGUUUUACAUUAUUGCCUUUUCUGAAGAGAGACUUUUAUGCCACAUUGGCUCAAUUAGGAGGUGUUAAACAAAUGGCACUGGCAUCUUUAACCAGAUGACAAGUUGUAGUGAUAGCUAAGAUUUACGACAAUGAAAAAUACCAAGUUGUAAAUUCCAGGGACCGAUGGCUCGAACUUAACGUAUAAUGUAGGAUGUCUUUGGGAAUUGGUUGUCAGUUGAGUUUGGGCUGGGCAGGGGCUGUGGAGGGUGCCCAAGCCCCAGGUGGAUGCAGGGACUCCUUACAUGUGUGCCUGCCCUGCCCAGGGGUAUGCUGGGAUCGCUCCUGUUCGGGCAUUGUUGCAGUGAGGGUGGGAUGUGAUGGACUUGGCUAGCCUGUGGCUUCUGCCCAGGAACAGUUUGUUUUGGAAUUAUAGCAUCUUGGAGGGGUGUUAAGGGCAAGGAAAUGUCCCUGGGUUAGAGUGUAGGAAGCUGUGAGGGAAAAGUAGGGAGAGAAGGGCUUGUGAAAACUAUUUCAGUGGGGAGAGGCCUGUAUGCCCUUAUGAGGUUGCGAGCUGUGCUGGUGGUGGCAUAUGCCUCCAGUAGAGUCUCCCAUACCAGACAGGUCAAAACUCAAGGGUCAGAUAAAUGUGUCCAUGGGCAGGAUGAGCUCACUAGCCUUCCAGCAGUCAUCCUAGGAGAAGGACAACUCUAAUUUCAAACCCAGGUAGAUGGAGCUCAUUUAGCCCUGUAAGGCCAUCCAACCAAGAGAAGGAUACUCUAAUUAAACCUAUGUCCUGAGGACUUCACUGUCACCUUCUGAGCUUGCUAGGCCCUGGCAGAUGAACCUCAGGAGUAAAGAGUGGGACCAGUUCUGCGCAUGCUGAGCCUCAUCUAAAAAAUCCACUGCACAGGUUCGAAGGUUAUACCCACAUUGGGAAUUAACCUCAAAAGAUGCGUGGGGAGUGCUAGAGAAUCAGAGAGGAAAUUAAAAAAAAAAAUCCCUUUUUGUGAAAGUCUCAGAGCUCAAGGGAACAGAGAGACAGCAAAUAAUGUGCUGGGUCAGACUAGUUACACAUUACAUAUGCUAUCUGACAGGAUUUCAUAACUCCCUGAUCCCUCCAUUGAUUCUUGGUGCCUUCAUUUGGGAAUUUUCCUAGCCCUGAGCAUUUUUUAUUGCUCUGUCAGUCUGAAAUGAAUUUGUCCCAUCUUCUCCACAACACCUACCAUAAAAUUAGUUUGCAAGAGCUCCCUGCUAAGGCAACAAGAGGCAUAUGCUCAAGCAUAGCUUGGGAGCAUCAUGGUUCACCAAGGCUGAAACAGCAGUAGCAGCAGCAACUACUUUCUCUGGACUGGCUGACACACACCCUUCACAGUUUGGGGAAUGCCAGCUGGUGGGCUGUAAAGGAAAUUCACAGGCAGCCAACAACUUAAUGCAAUUAAGUACCUAUAAACUACCCUGUAAGGAGUAGUGCAACAGAAGAGUUGUAUUAAAUCACUGCUCCGAGAGAAAGGGCACAAAGAGAGUGUGCACUCUGUAUCAAAGAAGACACACUCAGGCUGCUUCAUUUGUCUCAGAGUUGUUUACACUUGCCUGUUUAGCAAUGCAAGACCACAGGGUGUGUAUUUGCAGAAAACAUGCCCCUUAAAGAGGUUGUUAUGUGCAUGGUUUCUUCAGGGCAAGAUGCAGUCCAAUUAGGCAUCCUUGGCUUAGGUGACUUCAAAUCCAAGACAGAGGCAGAGACAGAUUACAAGAACAGUGUUAGUUUUCUCAGCUGAACCAACCUAGCCCUUUUCAGCACAUUGCACCAACUCUGCUUUCUGUAUCAGACCAACACAAAGGAUGCUCUGGUGCUGCUCACAGAUAGUGCAAUGCUGUGAUAGUGUGGUUCCUCAGGCAGUCUGGUCACCAUGCAGCACAGAACAGUGGUUUUCCUUCAGACAUCAUGGCAUGCAACUCAGUGUUCCAGGCACCAGGAUCAGGGAUCACAGCUGUGCCAAAGGAAUGAAAGCAGGACCUGCCUACAGUGUUGCAGUUUACGGUAGUAUGGUGAGCACAACAUGUUUCUAUUUACUGAUCAUGAGGCAGCUCUGGUGAUCCCACUACACACAGUUGUCAGAAGGUAGGUGCUACUCCUUCUUGCCAUCACGUUUCCUUCUUUGAACAUGUCCAAGUGUACUUAUAACAGGCUGCUCUAGCCAUUUCAGGGUACAGCUGUCAGUGCAAGGAAGCUGAGGCGUGGGAAAAGCUCUGUGAGAUAGAUUUUAUGGGGUGGGAGGUAGGAGAGAAUCUGUAAUUUACUACAAUCUAUGAUUGCACAUAGCCAGAGUGCGUUGUGCCUGGGGAGAAAGCUACCUUCUUUUAGCUGAUAACUCUUAUAGUGGGCUCCUUUACUGUGGUCAAAACCCUCCCUCUACAGACUUUCCUGACAAGUAACAAACUAUGCUUGUGCAAAGACAAAGCAUCUGAAGUGAUGUACCAGAUGCGUUACAGUAGCCCUCCCUUUCCAAAACAAGGUCAGGCAUUUGCAUACCUCUCAGAUUUAGUUAUUUCUUCAAGUCUUUCAGACUCAUGCUGUUUCUUAGUGUUAUAUAUGUACACAUAUAUGUGCAUACAUAUAUACAGGUAAAUGUACAUAUCCAUAUCUCAUGCAUAUGUACAUGUGAAACACUGAAGGGGAAAUCAGCUGACUUGUUCUCCAUCAAGGAGAAUGCUGCAAUGGAUUUCAACAAUAAAAAUAACUGAUAAAGAAUCACCUAAAAAAUGGACAACAGCCCUAAGCUUUGCUAUUUUCCUGCUAUAUGCUUUGAGUCAGCUGUUUGCUACUUUUUGCUCCCUGCCAUCCUUGCCCAAUGCAUAUUUUGCUCACACUGAGGCAAACUGGUGGUCAUGCAUGGAAGUGACAUGACAUCCUUAGCAGCGUGCUGCUCACUGUUUUACAGUGGAAAGGACCCAGCCCUAGGAAGGCGGGUCCAGCUUGUCCAUGGAUUUUCACUGUCUGUUUUGAUAAGCCUUCAGGGACUGGCAACCCGUCUAAUCGGUCUACCAGCUGACUGAAGUCAUCCUGUUGUCUGGUCUCCAUUCUGGCUGCCUGCUUGCUCAAUGCCCUGUGCUUCAGGACCGUAACCACCUUGGUGACCUCCACUGGACACAUUCCAGUUUGUUCCUCUCUCUCUUGUAGUGGGGAGACCCAGACUGGGUGAGAUCUCACCAGUCCCAAGUAGAGGAGACUAUAAUCACUAGUAGCACUAUAAUCACUCUAAUUACUCCCUCUCGCACUGCUCACUGCACUCUUUGCUUUUACAGCCAAGGUCUCCUGUGUUGCAGUCACGUGCUGAUUGCUGGUUAGCUACCUUACACACUUCACAAGAUGGGAUCAUUCUACCCCAGAGGCAUAACUUCACAUUUGCUUCUGUUGACCUUCCUGAUGUCUGUAUCAGUCCAUUUCCCCAGCCUGCCCAGGUCUCUCAGAAAGGCAGUUCUGCCCUCCAGGGUACCGCCUGCUUUCUCAGCCUCUCAUCUUCCACAAACCUGCUGCAUGGCCCACAGAAACUAAUUUUCCAUGUGCAAACCAAAGCAAAAAAAAAAAACAAAAAAGCAUGUGGGCUGUCACCACUUUUGCAGGUGCUCCCCCAGAAGAAGUGGUAACUCUGCUCUCUGAAUUUCCCCAAAACUGAAGCACAAUUGGAGCACCCAUGGGGUUGUGAAUGACUCACAUUUACAACUAGAGCUACAUUUCUUCAUUCUAGAACUGGUUUAUCCAUUACAUUUUAAUAAGAUAUAUUACAGUCCUGGCAUAUUUGUUAUUUUCUACUCAUUUGAGACAUACUCAAGAGGCAAGACUGAUCAUAGGAAAUAAAUAAAUGCUCAAAUAAGCCAAUACAUAGGAUAAGUAAUAUAGAGGUUUUUUUUCAAAAAGAGAUUUAUGAAGCAACAGCUUGUAUUCUUACUAAAUUUCUUUGGUUAUAAACAACUUAAAAGCUGUGACAGAGUAACAACCUCACCAUGGAAGUGAGCCAUCUUGGACUCUAGAAAGAACAUAGAUAAAAUUACUACAAACAUAAAAAUACAUGCAUGCAAAAAUACUACUAAAAAUACAGUCAGCAAAAAAAUGGGGGGUGAGGGAGGGGGGGAAUCAAAGAGCCUCUCUCGAAGGUCUCAGAGCUCUCUAAAGCACACACUGUGCUCAAUCACCUCCUUGCACCACAACAAGCGUGUUUGGGAGUGUCCCCAGCUGUUACUGGCAGAGGUAGACUACUCAAACAAAAAGGUAUGACAUGAGAAGUUAAAAUAAAAUGGUCUAUAGAAAAAUCAACCCCAUUCCCACUGUCUAGGUGGUCCAUCCCUGAUGAGAAAUUGAGUAUGAACUACUGCAUCGUUCUCUUUCUUCAGUAUCUUCCAGCAUGCAUGGUUAAAGGAAGAGUCUUAUCAGCGUCCAUGUUCCACGAAUUUUCACAGAAUCAUAGAAUCAUUUAGGUUGGAACAGACUUCUAAGAUCAUCGAAUCCAACUGAAGCCAGCACUGCUAAGUAUACCACUAAACCAUAUACCUAAGUGCCACAUCCACACAUCUUUUAAAUACCUCCAGGGUUGGUGACUCCACCGCUUCCCUGAGUUGCCUGUUCUAGUGCUUGACAACCCUUUAGGUGAAGAAGUUUUUCAUAAUAUGCAAUCUAAACCUUCCUUCAUGCAACUUUUGUGGCUGUUUGUUUCCUCUUGUCCUGUCACUUGUUACUUGAGAGAAUAGACUGACACCCACUUACCACAACCUCCUUUCAGGUAGUUGUAGAGAGCAGUAGGUCACCCUGAAGCCUCCAUUCUUCCAGGCUAAACAUCCACAGUUCCCUCAGCCACUCCUCUUCAGAGGAGUACUCCAGACCCGACACCAGCUUCACUUUCCUUUUCUGGACUCCAGCACCUUUCCAGCACCUCAGUGUGUUUCUUGCAGUGAGGGGGUCUAGAACUGGACACAGCACUUGAGGUGUGGCCUCACCAGUGCCAAAUACAGGGAACAGUCGCUUCCCUGGUCUUGCUGGCCACACUGUUGCUGAUACAAACCAGGAUGCCCUUUGUCUUCUUGGCCACUUGGGCACACUGCUGACUCAUGUUCAGCCAGAUGUCAGCCAGUACCCCCCAGGUCCUUUUCCACCAGGCAGCUUUCCAGCCAUUUUUCCCCCUAGCCUGUUAGCAUUGCAUGAGGUUGUGUCCCAAGUAUCUGGCAGUUCAAACCUCAUACCACGGGCCUCGACCACUGAUCCAGCCUGUUCGAUACCCCUGCAGAUCCUUCCUACUCUCCAGCAGAUCAAUACUCCUGCCCAACUUGGUGUCAUCUGUGAACUUACUGAGGGUGCACUCCAUCCCCUCAUCCAGGUCAUAGUUAAAGAUAUUAAACAGGACUGGCCUUAAUACUGAGCCCUGGGGAACACCACCUGAGACCAUCUGCUAGUUGGAUACAAUGCCAUUCACCGUGACUCUCUGGGCCUUUCUGUCACUGCUAUUGAUUUAUAUUCCUCUGUGAUACACAGGAAAGCUAGAUGGCGUUGAUCUGUUGGAUUUCAGUCAGAAGGCUGGGAAUGCCAAGUCCCAGUUUCCUGUGCUUCUGAGUAGUAGUCCUAGGGUUGAUUGGCUCCAGAAGCCCCCAGAAAUUCCCAUGACACAGGUAUGCAAGGAACAAAUGUUGUGGAUACCCAAUGGCAAACACAAAACUAAAUCAUAAAAUAACCAAAAACAUCUCAUGAAGAUUGAACACGCUGGUAUGCAAGAGGAAAAGAACUUUUAAUAUGACACCUAGCAGUGGUAGUUCUGAAAACAGUUAAGCAGAAGUUGCAGAAAAAAGUCUUAUCUGAAAGUAAUUAGGUGACCUGAGCUGUGAGAAUGUGGAUUAGCAUUGAAUAUGGUAGAAGACUGGGAUACUGCAAAUUCUUAUUAUGCCCCCUUCCCUCAUCAAAUCAAAGCUGAGGACACCCUCUCUAACCACAAAAAAAAAAAAAAAAAAAAAAGACAAGCAUGAAGGUGCAGGUAGUCCUUGGUUUAGCAAAUAUGUCAAUAAACUUUUACAUGUUCAGGUAGAGUGGUGGGUGUAUGCAUUGUGGCAAGGUUGCUUUCCAUUCUGGGGGUCUGGCAAACACCUUGAUAAAUCACUUUCCAUCAUGAUAUAUAGGCCUUUAGAGAACUUCUCCCACCCUAAAUGUUGGACACAAAUUUAUCUUCUCCCAUUUCUUCGUAUUUUUGUUUACCCAAUACAACGUCCUUCCUUCAUUAUUUCAUUAGAUUAAUUUGUUCAUUUGACCAUGUCUAGGGCCUUGUCUGUGAACUCUUACCAGUAACUUUCAAGCAACCUUGGCUUGUUAAAUCAUAAAAAACAAAAACAAAAACAAAACAAAACAAAACAAAACAACAAAAAAAAAAAAAAAAAAAAAAAAAAAAAAAAAAAAAAAAACACCAAAAAAGCGCAACCUCUUGUUGAUUUAAGGUUAUAGAAAUCUGAGACAAAAUAAACCCCCCUUGCUGGCCCUCAGAGAUCUGAGGAGCUAGAUACAGCCAGGAUUUUUUUCUCAUUAUUACCAAUUCAGCACUACAAGUUUGUUCAUGUUCAAUAAGAGCUUUCAUGAUCACAGAUGCACAAAUAGUGUGAUUUACUUAUACUAUUGGUCUGGCUGAGCUCAGUAAGAACUUGCGCAUUCCAGAUAUAUGAAUAGUGUAGUUUAUUGAAGCAAAAAGAGAGCAGAUCUAGAAUUGCUGGUGAUAAUUACCCUAACUGCAGCGUGUGAAUAUGUGUUAGGACAGAGGGUAUAUAACAAAGGUCUAUUCGAUAAAUAGAUGGAUUAAAAUAUUCCUGAAUCUGCUCCAAUGCAGUUAGAGGCACAAAAUCUCACCUAAAGGUAUCCCUUCGGUGGAGGAGGUGAGACACAGUCCUUUGACUGACCCCAAGCAAGCAGACAUGUUUUUCUCCUUCUCAUUUCUUUCUUUUUCUUUUCUCUUGUCUUUGUUGUGAAAACCCCCCUUCUUUUAUACAAUAAUUUUGGCCCUUCUCAAAGAGGUGGAUUAAUGUCUGUCAUAAGUAGGCUGUUGGUGAAUGUGGUCAUACAUGUAAGACAUGUUCUCUUUUCAUUUGUAUUCUAAGGGAUGUGAAAGUUAAUAUGCAAAUAGGAAUUAUAAAGAGCCUUGGUUUCUUUCGGUCAGAAUUUGUAGUUCAUAGAAAAGGUAGAAUAAUCGAUUUGAUCUUCUUCCACCCACUAAGGCAGCAGUAAAGGCUGCCUGACCCUGACCAGAGCAUCUUUGUGCUCAUCCUGAUCUCCCUAAAGGACCAGAUUUACAACAAACCUUGUUAUGCAAGGUAAAGUGGGAGUGAGGCCUACGGCUGGUGUGGGUUCUCCUCUGUGCUUCCCUGAAACAUCAGGAUGUGAGGACUCCCCUUCACUCUGGACAAGCCAGGUGCAGGAUCAGUGAGAGGCCCUGUUCAUAAUUUUCUCAACCAGCAUCAUCAAUUUGACACUGACUUAAACAACUCUGUAGCAAGUCUGACAAUUUACCACACCUCUCUUUUCCUGUUGCCCUCCAAGAAAGGAACCUGUUGGCAUACUCUUGGCAUACAGUAACAAUCAUUUUGUGUCUGCUCAGAACAUUUUUCAUCAGAAAAUACAAUUUAAUCAAAAGGGAUGCCUGGCUGCAGGAAGAUCUUGGUUUCAAUGACAUUUUAUAACUGAGAAAAUAAAAAGUGAAACCCUUUCACAACCACAGAAUAUUUCAGACUGACCUUUUUGAGAGGCCAUACAGGAUAUUGUCUUUCGAAAUUGUCUUUAAAAUAUUUGACACUGAUUCAGCUGCAGUCCAGCUGGCAAGAGCACAUCUUCAAUUUUUUUUUUUUACUGAAUUUGUAAUUAGAUCAAAACUGAUAUUGUUAAAAAUACUUUGGCUUUUUGAGGGAACUGUCAAAGUGCAAUAUUUUUCUGUUUUGAGCUAGAAAGAACUGUUCAGAUUGCAAUAUUACUUAUCAUAUAGGAGGUCUGGUUCACAGAACUUUUUAUACUUCAUUUUUUGGUAGAGAAAUUCUCUAUGGUCCUGUGAAGAACAACUGUCCUAAGCCCUCUGCAUUGAGUAACCUAUCCUUGAAAGCACAUACUCUGCCACUGUCCUAAAUACUUCCCAAGUUUGAAAGGGAAGACCUAACCCUGACAGCAGGGGUCUGAGAGUGAUCUGUGUGGGAAAAAGGAGGCUCUAAGCUGAAUCCUUUGGUUAUGUCUUUCUUCUCUAUUCUUCUCUUUCCCUGUUCUCCUUUCACAGAGGCUACUUCCACACAUUUAGAGCAAAAAACAGAAACUCAGAGAAAAAAAGACUUCAUUGCUGGCAGAUGGGACAUGUGCUGGACAGAGCUGGGACCUCAUGGCAGGGAGGACACUCUGGAGCUGCUCCACAGUGAUGCCCUCAGGAGAGAAGCUGCAGGCACCAAGACACACACUCCCACUGUGCAGCCCAUGCUGCACAAGCCUUUGGUUCCCAUCCAGUCCUUACAUCCAACUUCUUUUGAAGGUUAGACACCAUGCCCUCAGCUGAUCCAGCUCUGGAACAGGCAGUGGCCUUUUUUCUGCCUUUGGGAUCUCACCAUACCCUAAACUGUAAACUUUUACAAAGAGUUGCUAAGCUCUCGUGUUUCUCAGGUGCUCGUACAUCAUCCUUAGAGCUGAAUUGAAGAUGGAUACAGAGCCUGUAUCUCUAGGACCUGCUGCAGCAGAACAUUGGACUUAUUCAGGGACUAUGGAGGCAGGAGGCUUAGUCCGUUCUGACUCCUGAGUAGUUAAUAGAAAGAAAUCAGUGCCUCCAGAGGGAAAUUCAGAGCAAGAGAUUAAUGCUUGGAAUUACUCUGAAUUACAUGUUGGCUGUGAUUCUCUGAUGGCUAGAGAGGAAGCCUUGGGAGAAAAGUCUGCAGCACCAUCAAGAUACUUCCUUUCAUUUCUUGUGACCCAUGCUGUCUUUCCUGAGUCCCAUGCCCAGGUGCAUUUUCAAAUUGCUUUUGACGCCUGGGUCUUCCUAUUCCAGACAUUUCUGCAGCUCAAAGUUGUCUAUGCAACAUUGCAGUUACCUGGAGAUUAGUGGGAGGAACUGGUUAGGAACCCAUUCCCAAAUUCCCACACCAAAGUGCCACUGGUACUUUGAGGGAGUGUAGUGAAGUGCCAUUAUCACUUAUUAUCUUCAAGCAAUUGUCAGCUGGGAGACAGCUUAGGAAUAUUCCUUGGCUGAAGGCACUCUGUGGGUGCUGCUGUACUGAGCCUUUAUUUAGUUCUGCAUCAAAACAUAAUAAGAGGCAUGAGCAUUUGGUAGGGACUCAGGGCAGGGUAUGACAUGUCAAAGUGGAGUAUAUUCUCAGAACUGAGUUGCAGGCUGAUAACUGUGACCCAGAGCAUCUUUUAAGAUUGCAUUAUUGUUUUCUUUGGCAGGAGAGUUCUCUUAAUAAACUAUUUCCUGUUAUUUUCAUUUCACCCCAGCACAAAUUAGCUUUUCCUUUUUCCUCCUUGUCUUUCCUCACCACAGACUCUGUUGGACAACUAAUUCAUCUGGAAUUUGCCAUUUGCUAAAUGAUCUAAUUAGAGUUAGUUACUAAUAAUUUGUAUUACCACAACUCUGUUGUUAGAGGCACCAUGGGAAUAUAAUUUAAUUACAGCGUACUAUCAGAUGCAUAAAUUAAAAUGUUCACAUUUGAAUAAAAACCCAUUUUCUACUUUCAGUUGUAUGAUAUGCCAAGCUUGGAGGUGAAAAAAGCUGUUUCUCCAGGCUGUUGUGCAGUGAGAGAUGGUAAACUGUCCCAAAUCAGGUGGAGGGGCUCACAGUUGAAAGCAUAGGGCUAACAGUUCCCAGGUGUAGUUACCUUUAAGAAGAAUUUUUUUGGAAGGAUUUUUGACAAGAGAAGCUGUGAUUGGACACCAUUUAAGUUGUACAGUGUCUAGCAUCAAAUAGUUUAACUACAUGGUCUAUGAAGAACCACCUCUUUGUGUCAACUGUGGUGUAAACAACAGCUGGGCCUUUUGCUACAAGUAGAAAUGUAAGCCAGUCCCUUCAUGGCCUCUCAUAUGUCAAAAAGCAACAAGCCUCAAGGAAGCUAAAUUUUCUCAUGUGCUUUUAAGCUGGAACACUUCAGCAGGGAGAGGAGAAAACAUGAAAAAAGUCAGGGGUCUGUGCCUUAUCAAUUGAUAUACAAAAGCCUACUGGGUUUCUCCAGCCUGAUGAUCUCCUCCAUCAUCUUGUACAGUAAGAGUACCUCUUACAGUCCUUACUACAGUAACACAACACUAAACACACAAACUCAAAUCCCUUGUGAAGAAAAAUAAGGACGCAGGAAGAUAAAUGUUCUGUUUUGAAAGAAAUUCCUUUUUGAUCUUCUAUCAUCCAGUGGAUGAAAACAAAGGGGGAAAAAUUCAUAUCGGACACAACAUUUGGUUUCAACUAUGAGCUGGAAAUUGUAUUGUCUGUUUUGGUAUGUCUUACUGUGAAAGAAGAUUUUUAAAUUAAAACUGGCUUCCAACUCCUCUAGAAA